AUGUCUCUUCGCCGUUUUUAUCGCAUAAUACCCAGACAAAGAAGCCACACAGUUGGUCGCCGCUUUCUCUCCGAUAAGCAGAAUGGCGGUUUCAAAUUUGCUAAUAACCUCGACUCGAUCGAUCCGUCCAUCCACACAAUGGAGAAGAUUCUAUCGAUUCUUCAUACUGCAGAAUCCACCACUGUGCAAAAUGCUGCUCCUGAAAAGACGGUAGCAGAUACGCUAACGCCUGAAGAAUUUCAUCAAAGAUUCUAUUCCAGCUUGGGCUCCAACGUGGUGGAGUAUCAGGUUACAAGGAUGCUCAGCCGUUUGGAGAUUGUCAACUACUAUAAGGUUUUCCAAGAAGUCGAUCCGGAAACUACCCAAAACAUUUUUUCCCGGUAUGCUUCCAUCUUCAAAGAUCGCUACAUGUGGCAGAUUGACCCGAGCGAAAAUGCCAUGACAGAGUUGGGGCUCCAGUUUGCCGAAAAUCCGCUGCGUACAUUAUCAGCCUUGGACUCCAAAUUCCACCACAUGAGUAAAUCGUUGCUCACAAACUUUUCCGAGCUAAGAAAGAAUGAUCGCUUCGAGUUUGACUUUGGCCCCGUCGAGCUUUAUCAGCCUUUCCGCUCAUCAACGGAGGACCCUCUAAUAUUGCGUAAGGGCUUAAGCAUGAAAAGGCACCCUCUAAAUCUUUUGGCGGUGAUGAUCAACGAUAAGAAAGUGCUAUGUGAGUUUCUUUCGCGGUCCCGAAGCGAGAUCCUGCCCGACCUUCUCCUAAAUUUCAUGACCAUCCAAGGUAUUGAAGGCGCCCAGGCGUUUAAGAUCUUGGUCAAGCGCAUUCUCAAAGACAUGGACCCCGAACAAACUAUCCGCAGUCCUUUUGAGAGCUACCAUGUGGCUAAUGUAUCCACAGAAAGUGAUAGCGACAUCGAAAUAGUGAAGGCAAUUGUGGCUAGCCGAAGUAAACUUAUGGAGAGACUAUUGCCUUAUCGCGACUACAAAUUCGGGCUUCUGAAGCUUGACGACGACAAACAGGAUAGUAAUGAAAAGGUUGUCAAGAUACUAGCAAGCCUAUUCGACAGAUACUUUGGUGUUUGCUAUCGUUUGGAUGCAAAAUACUGCAACGAGUGGGUGCAGAACCUUGUCAACUUCUACUUGGAAAAUGAUAGAAAUGAGGCAUUGUUCGAACAGUUGUUCAAAGAUAGCAUCAUCAACUUCCAAACGAACAUUGCGUCUCUGAAGCUAGAGAAGAUGACAUUCCAUUGGGGUAAAAGAAGUACUGCUACAAACAACCGUGGUAACGAGUUGAAAACGAAAGAAUUAAUUAAUGAAACUAGAGCUUUAUUGGCUCGUUCCAAACAACCCCAUGCAGAGGUUUCGUCGUUAUAG
Clavispora lusitaniae ATCC 42720 is the source of this 1371-nucleotide messenger RNA. RefSeq lists its product as uncharacterized. The record is from RefSeq and is a predicted model, not a curated record. NCBI's taxonomy places the organism in Eukaryota, Fungi, Ascomycota, Pichiomycetes, Serinales, Metschnikowiaceae.